CCUUGGUACUUCCGGUCCACAUGUGAACGCUUCGCCGUGACUCACAUGUAAAUAUUAAACUCUCUGUAACUGAACUAGUUAUCUUUUACGCGGAGUGUUCAGCGUCUACUCAUAAUUAUGAAGUUGCUCACGCACAACAUGUUGACGUCUCACGUGAAGGGAGUCACCAAAGGUUACCCGCUCCUCAUCAAGGCCACCGAAGUGAAGCUGAAUGAGGUGGAAUUCAACCCUCAGUUCGUCAGUCGCAUGAUUCCUAAACUGGAGUGGGCUGCUCUGGUCCAGGCUGCAGAGGAGUUGGGUCACCGACAAGACCUGCCGGGUGAGCUGGUGACCGAUUACGAGAAAAAUGAGGACUUCCUGAAGAAAGUGCACACAGUGCUGUUGGAGGUGGAGGUGAUAGAAGGAUGUCUCCAGUGUCCUGAAUCAGGACGAGAGUUCCCGAUCUCCAGAGGCAUCCCCAACAUGCUGCUGAAUGAAGAUGAGGUGUAAACCAGUUUCCCAGUAGUUCUCAUGCACAUCCUCACCCUCAGACUGUCACCCCAGCGGGACUGUGUGUAUCCAGAGACGGGCUGGAUGUUGUUCCAGCGGGUGCCUUGACAUAAUCGGCCACAACAUUUUUGUUUGUUGUAGUUAUGACAUUUUAAGUAGCCGAUAAUGCCCACGGAUGGAAAAGAUUUAAAGAAUCACACAUGGAAAUGUUCCUUUAAGGUAAUCCCCAGUGGUUUUUAUCUGUAUUUAUUUUUGUAAGUGUUUGAUCUUUUUUUUCCCUCUUUCUCAAUAAAAGUCUUCAAGCUUC
Messenger RNA from Cololabis saira (Pacific saury), 796 nucleotides. It is a transcript of the gene trmt112, whose product is annotated as tRNA methyltransferase activator subunit 11-2. The record is from RefSeq and is a predicted model, not a curated record. Gene Ontology annotation, biological process: rRNA (guanine-N7)-methylation; tRNA methylation; peptidyl-glutamine methylation. Gene Ontology annotation, molecular function: protein heterodimerization activity. Bases 118 to 489 code for a protein of 123 amino acids. The transcript is spliced from 4 exons. NCBI's taxonomy places the organism in Eukaryota, Metazoa, Chordata, Actinopteri, Beloniformes, Belonidae.